Messenger RNA from Synchiropus splendidus (mandarinfish), 4605 nucleotides. RefSeq names its product receptor-type tyrosine-protein phosphatase beta-like. The record is from RefSeq and is a predicted model, not a curated record. The coding region runs from base 1 to 4605 and encodes 1534 amino acids. Gene Ontology annotation, molecular function: protein binding. Lineage: Eukaryota; Metazoa; Chordata; Actinopteri; Syngnathiformes; Callionymidae. The transcript has 22 exons.
AUGUCGCCCACAGAAUUGUCAGGUGACCUGGGCUAUGUCACUAGCUUCCAGACUGGCGGUGUGCAGUUAGAGGCGGAGCUUCUUUGCGGUCAACUCUUCACGCUGAUGUUACAUGCUCAGGAUGAGCACUGCAGCAGUGAGCCCAGUGAACCUCAGCUUUUCAAGACAGGUCCAUGCAUACCACAUGACGUCCACAGCUUCAUGCUCUGCGAGGAUGACAGAGGAGCCGUCAGCUGGGCUGAAAGUGACGGCGCGGACACGUACAUUGCCAUAGCGGUGGGACGAGACGGACACACGCACGUCUGUACCAGCAACACGACCAGUUGCAUCUGGGACGACCUUCACUGCGGCGAGGUCUAUACCGCUCACAUUGUGGCAAACGACUUCUUGUGCAGCAGUAUGCCAAGCAACAGCACCACCAUCCGCAUGGCGAGCUGCAUCCCAGACAACCUGCGGGUGGAGCUGAACUGCAGCAUGAAGGUAGCGUCUGUCAGUUGGGACCCCAGUGACACGGCCCUCUCCUACGUGGUUACUGCUGAAACCAAUGAAGGGCACAAACUCCAGCAGAGCACAAACAGUACAACAGUGUUCUUCUCUGAGUUCCUGUGUGGUCAUCUCUACUUCCUGUCGGUUCAAGCGGUGGAUGCAGAGUGCAUCAGCGAUCCAAGUGCUGUGAUGGAGCUGAACUCAGUUCCCUGUCCACCUGCAGGCGUGUCCAGCUCGAUAAACUGCGUGUCCAACAUCGCUGUGGUGUCUUGGAGAGCUUCACGUGGUGCAGAAUUCUACACAGCCACGGUUAUGCAGGAAGACGGCCAGUUGGAGAGCUGCUGGUCUGACAUUGAACAUUGUGGGAUGUCCAGCCUCAACUGUGGAAUGAACCACAGCGUCAUUGUAGUCGCGUCCGACCAGAGCUGCAACUCUGACCCCAGUGAAGUCCAUUAUCUGCAAUCAGUUCCGUGUGUUCCCAAGGAUGUGGAUGUCAAGAUGAACUGUGAUACUGGAGUGGCGACAAUCUCUUGGACACCCAGCAGGGGGGCGACUUCUUACUCUGUGAUUGCCCAGAGUUCGCUGGGUGCCACAUCCACCUGUGACACCUUGGACCUCAACUGCACACUUAGCAACCUGACGUGUGGACACGUCUUCACUGUGCAGGUGGCAGCACAGGACGAGGUCUGCUCCAGCCUGCCAAGUCCAGCUCAAACGUUUCAUUCAGUCCCCUGCACCCCUGUCCUCGGCUCGGUGGUCCUGGACUGCUUCACUGACUCUGCGCUCAUCGACUGGAGCUUCACUGAGGGGGCACAGAGCUACUUCAUUUCCGCUCACUCUACCUCUGGCCAUGUCUCCACAUGUGUGUCCAAUUUGACCCACUGUGAGCUGCCAGGACUGUCCUGUGGGGAAGCGUACGAAAUUGUUGCUUAUGCGACAAACCAACAGUGCCGCGGUGGCCCUAGUAACCGCCUGCAGCUCCAGUCAGCGCCUUGUCCUCCUGAGGAUGUCCUCAUGGACAUAGACUGUUCCACCAACACGGUCAAUGUCAGCUGGGCAAUUGGCACAGGUGCCGACUUCUAUGUUGUACAGGCCACUGGUGUGGAAGCGCAUGAAUCCAGCUGUGAGAGCACAGACCUCCACUGCACGUUAUCAGAUCUCUUCUGUGGUUUCAUCUACAAUGUCAGCGUGACUGCUGUCAACCAAGCUUGUAAUGUGUCUCACAGUGCUGUAACCCAGAUCCACACAGUUCCAUGUGUUCCCCAGCAGGUAGAGGCGCAGGUGAAUUGUGAGUCAGGUGCAUUGGCGGUCUCUUGGGAGCCCAGCCGAGGGGCGUGGCAGUACACAGCAGUCGCCCAGGGGAACGGUGGCUAUGCGUCGACUUGCAAUAGCAGCCAAACAUCCUGUUUGUUCUCUGACUUAUUGUGUGGACUCAACUAUACCAUCACUGUUAAUGCGGCUGAUGGAUCCUGUUCCACCACAGGAAGCUCCGCCCUCGCAAUCACCACGGUUCCGUGUGUUCCACAGAUGGUGGCUGCAGAAAUGGAGUGUGAGAGUCACAUUGGCAUGGUGACCUGGGAGGAGGGGGAGGGCGUGGAUUCCUACACCGUGCGAGCAGUAGGACCCGACGGACACUCUGUAGAAUGUCACAGCGGCACAAACAACUGUUCACUACCCAACAUGCACUGCGGUCAGCUCUACAAUUUGAGUGUGACAGCUCAGGACAGGCAGUGCCACAGCAGCCCUGCCCCGUUAUCCCUGCAGUCAGUACCGUGCCAGCCCACUUCUGUACGUACGGCACUGCAGUGCCAGGCGGGCUCAGUGGCUGUGACGUGGGAGCACAGCAGCGGGGCACUCUACUAUUCAGCUGUCGCUGAAGCCACUGAGGGCCACCAGGUGGCCUGCAACAACACAGAGACUCACUGCGACCUGAUCGAGCCACUUUGUGGGCGGAGCUACAAUGUCACAGUCUUGGCCAACAAUCGUGCAUGCUCCAGUGCAGAGAGUGCUGCGGCCACUGUACUGUCAGCUCCGUGUCCGCCACAGAAUGUGGAAGUGACUUCACUGUGUGAGCAAGGAGCCAUACUUGUCACCUGGUCACAUGACCAUGACGUUGACCUCUUCCAUGUGAAGGCGAUAAGCGAUGACGAGGUGGAACUUUCCUGCGACACCAGCAGCUCCUCCUGCACCAUCAGACACCUCCCGUGUGGGCAGAGGUACAACGUCACAGUGACAUCAGUCAGAGACAACUGUGAGAGCGAAGCCAGCACCUCAGUGGUGGCGUCUUCAGCUCCGUGUGUUCCGCAGAACGUCAUGACCCAGCUAGAUUGUGUGUCCAACUCUGCUUGGGUUACUUGGGAUGAAGCGGAUGGCGCCAAGAGCUACCAGGUCCUCGGAGAGGAGGUGGGGACAGAGCACAAUUCCACCUGUAGCUCCACCUCCUCGCCCUGCAGCGUUCCAGAUCUCAAGUGUGGAACUCGGUACGUCUUCCACGUUAGGGCCAUCAACCGACAGUGUUCUAGUAACCAAAGCCAAACCAUGCAGCUGGAAACAGGACCAUGUGGCCUCUCAUCGAUUUCGGUCAAGUUGGCAUGUGACAGUGGCAUCAUGGUGGAGUGGACGCUGGUGGACAACACCCAGCUCUACCUGGUCACAGCUGAGGCCUCAGACCUGUCCAUGGUCUCCUGCAACAGUUCGACAGACUCGUGCAUCCUGACGGGUGUCAAGUGUGAUGAGACUUACAGCGUCAUUGUGUCUGCCUCGUCGGAUAAAUGCAGUGGCCUCAGGAGCCCCCCCAGCAGGAUCCACACAGUGCCGUGUGCUCCUGCUGGCAUCCGUGCAAUUCCGUCCUGUGACCGUAACAGCACCGAGGUGACAUGGAGCUCCUCUCCUGUGGCCAAAUCUUACCACCUGACAGCACAUGGGGAGGAUGGUCACAUGUUUGAGUGCCACACUCAGGUCAACAACUGUUCACUGACAGGCAUGCGCUGCAGUCACAACUAUAACCUCAGUGUGGUGGCCUCUGGUGACAACUGCAGCAGCCCUGCCACCACUGCAACCAUGUUUACAGACCUUGUGGUGGUUCCAUACUGCCACACCAACUCAGCACUUCUGUCUUGGACUGCCUCUCCUGGGGCAUUGCAGUACUUUGGCUCUGCCUUUUCCAAUGAGGACUCCACCCUUUCCUGUGACAGCAUUGGCACAACGUGUAAUGUGUCAGGUCUCGAGUGCAGUCGCACUUACAACUUCUCUGUGGUGGCGUCGGACGGUGUCUGUAACAGCUCCUACAGCGCCACUGUAAUGGCUGGGGCAGUGCCUUGCCCUCCAGAGGUUCCCCGACUCAAGUUCAGGCAGAUGGGACAGAAGCAUUGGGCUCAAGUGUCGUGGACGGCAGUCUCCUGUCCGCAGGUCGAGUACCUCGUCGAGGUCAGCGGCCAGAUCAACAACAGCCCACAGGCCAGGAUGAAUCUGACGUCCUAUUGGCUGUCAAGACCAUACUUUGAGACUCCGCUACCGUGCAGCACCAGCUACAACCUGACUGUCCGAGCACGUAAUGCCGCUGGAGUCAGUGAUCUGUCUGACACCCUCACUGGAUUCUCUGUUCCAUGUGCACCUGCGACUGUUACAUACAGUGGGAACUCCGAGUCUGCCACUCUCACGUGGACAGAAUCCAUGUUUGCCACAAGCUACAAUGUCUACAAUCUGACGGACUUCUACCCAACAUCCACUGAGGUCACGGCAAGCAACGCCAAUGGGGAGAGUUUGGCGAACACCAUCAUCACAGGUCCAGUGGAACGUCGCCGUAGAAGAGAUCUGAGAGCGAGUAAAGUCCAGUCCACUUUCAAUAAAGAUCUGGAAAUUCCAAUGCCAGUCAAAGUCGAGGUGCGUGGUGUCUCGCUACACGUGAAGUGGACCCCAGUGGCUGAUGCGGCCGACUACACGCUAGUGUUCGAAGAGGAUGAUGGAAAGCACCGGGUCAUUCGGGUCGUAGAGGGAAACUCUCACAAAGAAUCCAACCUGCGACCUCAGACUCACUACUGUCUGCGCCUAGCUGCCAGGAACAACGUGAACCGCAGCAGCUACAGCAGGCCAGUGUGUCGGACCACAGGCCAACUGUGA